Molecule: messenger RNA, 987 nt
Organism: Bathycoccus prasinos
Lineage: Eukaryota; Viridiplantae; Chlorophyta; Mamiellophyceae; Mamiellales; Bathycoccaceae
Exons: 2
Coding region: 1-987 (328 amino acids)
Source: RefSeq, a predicted model, not a curated record
AUGUACUACUCUUCUAAACAAUAUAAACACUUCCUCCCGGUCUUCCUCCUGGCACUUUUCGCCACGCUUUUGAGGCAAAUCGAAGCGUACAGAUAUUACGAGAUCAUCAAAACCCGUCCGGGUCUGUCCAAACUCGCCUCCGUGGUCGAGAAACUCCCUCGCAUUUCCGCCGCUUUGAACGGCGGCGAUGAAAGUCGGGGAAAAACCGUGGACACUUUAUUCGCGCCGACGGACAAAGCCAUCGAAAACUUCCUCUCGUGGACGCGAGCGCAGAACAAAACGGAAGAGUUUGCGAAGAUUUUAGGCAACCAAACCGUCGCCGGGGCGAUUGUUGCGUACCACGUGCUACCAGAACUCGUGUAUAAAUUUGGAACUUUAAAAGCAUUUGAUCGAAAAUUCAUCAACACCGCUUUAUCGAACGCCGUCUCGGAUACCUCCGGCGCGUUUGCGCUUCAAAUCGACGAAGAAGGCGGGUCCAUUUUCAUCAAAGGUACCGGGUCGGAAGUGAAAGUAAUCGGAGCGGAUAAUUACGCGUGUAAUGGAAUCAUUCACUUAGUCGACGGCGUGUUGUUACCGUUCGAUGCGGAUGGAGAGUUGAGCGAGAAGCAAAAAGAACGCUUGGAAGACGCCAAGGAAAUGUUAUCGGAAGCGAUCGAAGAAGAAGAAGAAGAAAUGGAAGGCGCCUCGCCGGCACCGGCGCCGGAUGCGGCGUUAUCCAUCGGUCUCUUAACUGAUCUUGGCGGCUUAGUAGGAGACGCUCCAGCGCCAGCACCAUCACCAUCGACUAUUGCUACUACCGAAGAAGUCGUCGAUGAUAUCCAAAUCGUCGAUGAACCUCCGCUCUUUUCGGAGACGACAGAAACCGAGGCGUCGGAGGAAGAGGCCGAACUCGUCGUCGAAGACGAAGAUUUGCUCCAAGCCGAGUUGGACGAAGGCGAUUUUAACAUCACCACCGGAGCGAAGAACGAAACAACUACGCGCGAUUAA